Molecule: messenger RNA, 1904 nt
Organism: Panicum virgatum (switchgrass)
Lineage: Eukaryota; Viridiplantae; Streptophyta; Magnoliopsida; Poales; Poaceae
Product: dimethylnonatriene synthase-like
Exons: 2
Coding region: 138-1679 (513 amino acids)
Molecular function (GO): monooxygenase activity; iron ion binding; heme binding
Source: RefSeq, a predicted model, not a curated record
CAUGGAUCCAGAUAUGGCGUGAAAGGGCAGAUGAUGAGUUACGUUGAGGUUUUCCACAGCUCAGGAGAGGUUUUACAUUCCUAUAAGGAGCCAAGAUCAACCCAUCCAUCACUUAAUUGUCGAACCCAUAUACAUGCAUGGCGCUCCCACCAUGGCCUACGUUCCUCACCGUCGUGCUCAUCACCGUGCUCUUCCUCCAAACCAUGGCUUCCCGCAGGCGCCGCCGCGCCUACAACCUCCCGCCGGGCCCCAAGCCGUGGCCGAUUAUCGGCAACCUCAACCUCUUGGGUGAGCUGCCGCACCGCUCCAUCCACGAGCUCUCCAAGCUGCACGGCCCUCUCAUGCACCUCCGGUUCGGGUCGAUGCCCGUCGUCGUCGGCUCGUCCGCCGAGAUGGCCAGGUUAUUCCUCAAGACCAACGACGCGGCGUUCUCCGGCCGCCCGACGCUCUCGAUCGGCAGGUACACCGCGUACGACUCCUCCGACAUCAUGUGGUCCCAGUACGGGGCGUACCUGCGCCAGGCGCGCAGAAUCUGCGCCACGGAGCUCUUCAGCGCCAGGCGGCUCGACUCGUUCGAGCACAUCCGCGACGAGGAGGCGCGCGGGAUGCUCCGCGGCCUGCGAGAGGCGUCGUCGGCCGGGCGCGUCGUGCGGCUCCGUAGCCACCUGCAGAUGAUGACGCUCGGCGUGAUCUCGCGCAUGGUGCUCGGCAAGAAGUACAUCCAGGGGGAGGCGGCGGCCGCCGAAUUCAGGGAGAUAGUGGACGAGUUGUUCGCGCUGAAUGGCGUUUUUAACAUUGGCGAUUUCGUACCUUGCCUGGACUGGCUGGACCUGCAGGGGUACGUCGGGAGGAUGAAGAGGGCGAGCAAGAUGUUCGACCAGUUCCUGAACCAUAUCCUGGACGAGCACGACCAGCGGCGACGGCUCGAGGGAGGGGGGUUCGUGGCAAGAGACAUGGUGGACGUGCUGCUGCAGCUGGCCGACGACCCUAGCCUUGAGGUCCAGCUCAGCAGGAACAAUGUUAAGGCCCUCACACAGGACAUGAUCCUUGCGGGCUCAGAUACUUCCACUAUGACCAUCGAGUGGGCAAUCUCGGAGCUCCUCAAGAACCCAGAGGCACUAGCCAAGGCCACCGAGGAGCUGGACCGCGUCGUCGGCCGCGAACGCCUGGUCACGGAGCGAGACUUCCCCCAGCUCCCCUACAUGGAGGCUGUCCUCAAGGAGACCUUGCGCUUGCACCCGGCGGCGCCGCUGCUGGCGCCCCACCUUGCCCGCGAGGACACCUCCGUGGACGGCUACGACAUCCCCGCCGGCACGACCGUGUUCGUCAACGUCUGGUCUAUCGGCCGUGACCCCGCGCUGUGGGAGGCGCCGGAGGAGUUCCGUCCGGCACGGUUCAUUGGGAGUGAGGUCGACGUGAAGGGACAGGACUUCGAGUUGCUGCCGUUCGGGUCCGGCCGGCGGAUGUGCCCUGGGUACAGCCUGGGGCUGAAGAUGACCCUGCUGGGCAUCGCCAACCUUGUACACUGCUUUACGUGGAGGCUCCCGAGUGGCAUGACGGUGGAGCAGCUGAGCAUGGAGGAGACCUUCCUACUCGCGAUGCCACGUAAGGUCCCGCUCGAGGCUGUCAUCGAGCCCAAGCAAAUGGAAAGGUUUGGAUACAAGACUACAAGUGACUAGUAUCCGCAAAGUAUAUGUAUAUAUGCAUGUGUUGUUGGCGUGCGGUGCAUGUGUGUGUAGUGCUUGCUGCUCUAUAUAUUGGUUGGUGUUUCUGUAAAGCCUUUAUUUACUAGGUAGACAGUAUGUUCUAUAUAUAUGUAGAGAGAUGAAUGACAGAAUGAGACAAUGAGUAUAUAUGUACACACAUAAUUUGUAGCUCAUAUCUGCAUAUAAAUAGUUGAGCCA